UGGGUGAAAUAUCUUGGUUAUUAGCUAAUGGCGUACUCUGUUUGGGCAAAAACGAGUCAUUUAGCCCCAAGUGUUGUGAUGAGAGCCCGUUUGGGAGAAACAACAACUCGUUACGUCGACGUACGUCAUUCUACCUCAAAGUUACGGCAGUCAGAAAACGAUAGAGUACGCGGUAAAGCAAUUCAUGACAUCAAUUUGCAACUUGUUUGCAAGCAAAUCCGCGCUUACCGCUUUUCGUUUUGUUGAGUGGGCGUCUGCGUGGGCUCACACAUGAUUGGCAAGAAACGAAGAGCACGGCGAAGGGGUGAGUAGUACGGGAAUUGGUCGAGGCUUUGUGACUAUAAAAGUGACCCCAGAAGCACAACCGACAUACAGUUGGAUGGUGAUGAUCACAAUGAUUCCGAAUCGACUAAUCGGGAUUUUGCUGCCAUUGUUAAUGUUUGUCACACACGUCGCUUCGCGUGGAGUGAAAGGUGACCGCAGUGAAGACAGCGUGACGGUUGCACAAAUCAAUGUGCAAGUUUCUCUUGGAGGGAAUAGUACAUCAAAUGGUUUGAUGUCGAGAAAAAUGGUGGGAAUGAAAGGAGAGAAAGGAGACCGUGGGAAAGCAGGUCCGCCUGGAAGACCAGCACCAGAGAACAAAUGCAGCUGCAACUGCUGUUCGCGUCUAGUAGAAAUUGAAGAAAAACUAUCAAAUCUGACUGAAGUGGUCAAUCAGUUACAGUCACAAAACAGAGACAAAAAAAGAAGUUACACAAGUUGUCAAGAGGCUCAACAGUUAGGCAAACUAGUAAGCGGCGUGUACACUUUGGAUCUUGGAGAUGGAUUGGAUUCGUUUCAAGUGUACUGUGAUAUGUCGACAGACGGUGGCGGCUGGACAGUUUUUCAGAGACGCCAGGACGGUUCUGUUGACUUCUACCGCGGAUGGUCUGACUACAAAAACGGAUUUGGAGACUUAACCGGAGAAUUCUGGUUGGGAUUAGACAAAAUACACAGAUUGACAAAACAGGCACAGAUUCUUCGUGUAGAUCUAAUGGAUUUCAGUGGCCGUCAAGCACAUGCUGACUACAGAAGGUUUCAGGUAAGUGAUGAGUCGAAUAAAUACUCUUUGACCUUCACAUCAUACAGUGGAAACGCCAGCGAUUCAUUAUCUUAUCACAAUGGGAUGGCCUUUACGACUAAAGACAACGACAACGACAAGGGCGGUGCCAACUGCGCCAAAACCUUUAAGGGAGCUUGGUGGUACCACAGUUGUUAUGUUUCUAGCUUGAAUGGUCUCUACUGGAAACAUGAAAGGUCUACUAACGCCCAGGGAAUCGUUUGGCAAAAAUGGCAGAGCAACAUUUCUCUCAAAUUUACAGAAAUGAAGUUGCGUGUUAGUUCGUAAAUGACAUCUGCUACUACUUACAAAGCGUUUACGCUGACUCAGUACAUUGAUUUUAGCACAAAACGCACGAUACUGUAAAUUGAGUUGCAACAGCUCCAGAUAUAAUAAAGC
Corticium candelabrum is the source of this 1498-nucleotide messenger RNA. Its product is annotated as ficolin-2-like. The coding region runs from base 380 to 1387 and encodes 335 amino acids. Lineage: Eukaryota; Metazoa; Porifera; Homoscleromorpha; Homosclerophorida; Plakinidae. The transcript is spliced from 2 exons. The record is from RefSeq and is a predicted model, not a curated record.